GCGGCCGCACUUUAACUCGUCUCUCGCUUUGCCCUCUGUGGCGACUCCAAUUCUCCCCACACAAUAUUGUGCUUGCGCUCGUUCGAACCAGUUCGACGAGCUCUACUCUGUGCUUUCCAUCUCCUGGAUCUAACCUGUGUGGAUUACACUCUUGCUCCAGUUCCCAGUUUUCGGCAUAUUCUUUGCCGAAUUCCACUUGUGAAACUACAUCAAACCGGUCUUUCGGAAAAGAUUUUGGUCUCAUUCGGAAGAAGAAGUUGUGGACUCCUCAACUACGCGGCAACCAUCCCUGUAAGUUGCAGCAUAACAAACUUACAGCCUUUUUGCUCCGCUCGUCAACUGAGCAGCCCUAGGGACGCUUAUCAGCGCUCCACCUGCAUCGUCGCUUAAGGCAGGCCGAUUAACACACGCUGCCGCUUUGUGUGGGUGUGUUUGUCCCACUGCGAGUCGAUUGAUCGUUGAAUCCGACAGUCUGCGCGUUACGACUUCCAUCUGCCUCCGCCUGACCUUGGUUCGGUUGGACAACUAUCCAUUCGUGCGCGUGUUCUGACCUGUUCCUGCGUCACCCCUAGCGCAAAGUACACUUAUCAAGGUGAGCGCUAAGAUAGGCUUUGCAUUCCAAUGGUUCAACGUCGCCUAUGUUGCGCAGACAACUGCAGUAAACUGCUUAAGAUCAGUAUCACCUGUUCUAGCUGCAUUAGAUCAUACUGUCCGCAAUGUGUAGGCAAAUCUGUCCAAGAAGUGAGACAGACAAACCAAGUUGCUGACACAAUUUGGUUUUGCCCAACAUGUCAAGUCAUUCCAGUGGUCAACUGCUUAUCUUUGCUCAUGAAAAAAUGCGAUAGGAUGACUGAAAUAAUCGCGCAAUUUGUAAAUACUAAGAUCCCUCCCCCGGAGGUAAAUACGGCCACGAUAAUAUCUCACCCGGCCAAAGUAAGCUCUGAGUCGAAACCGAAGAAAAGAGCUAGACGCUCCAACCGCACUGCAGCGUCUGUGACUCUAAAUCCACUGGGUCACCUGACUCCCAUAAGUGGGCAAGCCUCAAACAUGUCUGCUUCCACUUCUCCAACCAUAGAGGCUUCACUUGGAGAUUCAGCCAUGACACCGACAGCUCAGAGCCGUAGGAAAUCCGGUGCAGAUAACAAGCAGGUAACGUACGCAUCGAUUGCCUCGACAAACACACCGGGAGGGACACACAUAGGUCCAUCUUCAGUACCGAGCACGCGUGGUGCAAAGCAGCUUUCACCGUCCAAUCCAGUGGUGUCCUCUAAACAACGCGAAUUGCCGGCAAAAAGUAUAAAGCCAACACUUGCUAGACAAAACCACGCUGCGUUAACUCUCGUGUGCACCAAUGUUCCCGAAUCCAAAUCUGGAACAAUAAAAGGCAAGUUGCAAGACGAUCGCAACCAGUGGAGUUCCAUCUGCGAGGCAAUUAACAUUCGGGUUGAGCCUGUAACUCUGCAACGCGUAGCGCGUCACCCGACCUCCGUGCACUCUGGUGAACCUCGAAUUCUUCGAGUAACACUAAACUCAGCAGAUGAGACAGAGGCUGUCCUGCUCUCAGCAGUUUGUCUUCGCAACUCACCGAGCGGAGUACGCAUAUUGCCUGAUCUGCCUUGGAAAGAUCGCCCAAAAGAAGCAGUUGACCAACGCGGCAUUGCUAAUAGAGAUAGCAAGAAAACAAUAUUUGUUCAUGGUGUUCCUGAGCUUCUGCAUUCUUCUGAUCACGAUGCACAAACUCAUGACCGAGAGCAGUGGUGCUACAUCCGCGAAGCACUCUCUGUAGACAAUGUUAUUGCCAAAUCCCUGACAAGAGUUCCGACAUCACCUAACUACAAGGGCUGCGGUCCAAGGCUAAUUAAAGUAAUACUACACUCGGAGGGAAUGACGCAAGUUCUGUUGGAUAGCUGGUUAAAGUUUCGAGCUAGGUUGCCUACAGAGAUCCGGCUAAAAGCAGCAGGCGAACGACCAAAAGUCGGAAGCAAUUCAACGGAACUUACAAACGCAGCAAAUUCCUUAUCUGCACAGUCUUGCGGAGAGACCGACACAACAGCGCCCACGGCACACAGGAGGACCGAGCACAGCACCAGUGAAACUUCUGUACAGGGACGCUUAAUAAUGCCUUGCAACACGACUGAAAUACAUAAACCAAAAAACGAUUAAUUGCCGGCCACCUAACGGCCGGCUUAAAAGCGAACACAAACUUGACAUCUACCAAUGAACUCCUAAAAACAAAGGCCCUAUCUUGCAUGUACACAAACGCCCAAGGCCUUCUAAGCAAGUUGGCAGAACUUAGAGAACUCCAUGCCUCACAACCGCGGGACCUCGUCAUGAUUACAGAGACAUGGUUAAACCCUGAGAUAACCGAUUCUGAGAUCAAUUUACCCGGUAUGUCACUGCUUCGGACCGAUAGAACCGGAAGGGGGGGCGGUGUGAUUCUUUAUUAUAAUACAAACCUCCGAUGUGAGGUUAUCGACCACCCGGAAAUCCGAGCUCCCGAUUCGCUUUGGUGCCGCCUAUGGUUGCGAAACAAGGACACAUGCCUACUAGCCGUGAUUUAUCGCCCACCAAACUCAACUUCGGAAAUGGACUCCAAACUGAACCACGUUUUCCAGUUUGCUUUGAACAAGUCCUACACCCACAUUCUUAUCGCGGGAGACUUUAACGUGCAUGACAUAGAAACGCCAGCAACCGACGGUAUGCAGUUUAAAGCCUGCUUGCAAGAGCUUAUUGCUAGCCACCCUCUGUACAACCACGUAACCUCCCCCACCAGAUUUCGAACUGCUAACAAGCCGUCGAUACUGGAUCUUGUGCUCACUAACGAAGAACUCAUGGUUAGCGGGAUAAUUACAAGCACACCACUGGGUCGUAGUGAUCAUGUUACUCUACUCUUUGACUAUAUUUGCUAUGCGGAGUACCCUGAAAAGGAGGAGGAUAAAGUGCAUACUGUCACACACUACAAUGUGUUGUCUAAGCUUGUUAAGGAUACAUCUUGGACUUUCUUAACCGAAUGCCCACCAGAUGUUGCCUGGGAAACAUUUACAAGGACGUUUAGUACACUGGUAGCGCACGCAUCAGAGCAGAAGUCCUUCCACCCUAAAAACAAGCGUAAUUCAUUUCUGAGGAGCAGGACACGUAAAUGUAUGUCCCGGAGGGAUUUGGCAUGGCGAGAUCACCAGGACUGCCCGAAUGCCGAAACCUGGACUGCAUACGUGACCCAUCGUAACUUCUGUGUGAAGCUGAUCCGCGAAGACAAGGUCACUCAUCAGCAGAAGUUAAUGAAGCGAUUCUGCACGAAUCGCAAACUCCUGUACAGGCACGUUAACGGCCUUCGAAAGGUAAAGCGAGGGGUUUCAGCACUAGUCACGGCUGAUGGGUGCACGCGAUCAGCAAUGGAAGCAGCUGAUCUCCUACGGCUUCAUUACUCCCGAACUUUCCAGGAGGCAACGAGCACAAACAUUCCCCUCAUUCCUACUACUCCACCAUCUGGCUUAGAAAACAUCACCUUCACUGCGGAAGCUGUGUUGAAGAAGUUGUUAUGCUUGCGUAUCCACAGUUCUCCUGGAGCUGACAACAUCCGACCAAAGGCUCUCCAGGCAGUAGCUAGUGAUCUAGCAGCACCACUGGCUAUUUUCUAUCAGCGAUGUCUAGAGGAGAACCGUAUUCCACCAGUAUGGAAGCGAGGGGUCAUCACUCCUAUUCAUAAAGGAGGUAGCCGCACUGAUCCUGCCAACUACCGUCCAAUAACACUACUUCCCGUACUAUCCAAAGUGAUGGAAUCAAUCGUCGCAGAUGCGCUGAUGGAAUACCUGGAAAGCCACAAUUUAAUAGCCCCAGAGCAACAUGGCUUUCGUCAAAAGCAUUCGUGUAAUACCAACCUAUUAAUUGCACGUAAUAGCUGGACUGAAGCUGUUGAUGAUGGAGUAGGAGUCGAUGUCAUCUACCUAGACUUUUCAAAAGCAUUUGAUCGCUUAAACCAUCGCAUUCUCCUUCACAAGCUUCGGAAUUACGGCAUUGGCGACCCAAUCCUGAGUUGGAUUGACAAUUUUCUACAAGAACGAAGGUUAGUGGUGAGAGUCCGAGAAUCAUUGUCUGAUGCAAUCGAUGUGGCGUGCGGAGUACCACAAGGCUCGGUUCUUGGACCUCGUCUAUUCUUGGUGUUCAUUAACGAUUUGGCGAGAUCAAUCACUUCCGAUUUCCUAUUUUUCGCUGAUGAUAUCAAGAUAUGGCGAAGGAUCAGAGGACCGGAAGACCAUGAACGACUCCAGUGCGAUCUUAACACAGUGUCGAACUGGUCACUUCAAAACGCCCUACCGUUCAAUGUAGACAAAUGUCGCGUCGUACAAUUACGCCAUCGUCAUAACUAUACCUAUUCACUUGGGACCAAAGGACUGCAGAAUAGCUCCCAGGAACGUGACCUAGGUGUGAUCGUACAGAGCGACCUCAACUGUUCAAAACAGGCUGAGGUUGCUGCGAAAAGAGGCAACCAGCAUGUCGGCAUGUUGCGAAGAGCAUUCGGAAGAUUUGACCCAUCAAUCUUCCCAAUGAUGCACAAUUCCUACGUGCGCCCGCAUGUUGAAUACGCUAUCCAAGCUUGGCAACCUUGGUUGAAGCGGGACCUAGAAGCGAUAGAGGCACCACAACGGAGAGCAACAAAAAAUGUGAAGGGCCUGCGCUAUCACUCUUACCACCGAAGGCUGAAGUUGCUGGGAAUUUUCAGCGGGCGCUAUCGAAGACUGCGCGGUGAUCUCAUAUUAGCGUAUCAAAUAUUGAGUGACCCCAACCACGUAUGCCGCCAUUUGCUGAAACUUAGCCACAACACGCAGCUCAGGGGUAACUGCUUAAAGUUGAAGGAACAAUAUAGCCGUCUAGAGUGUCGACGGAAUUACUUUUCCCUUCGGGUUUGCAAACCUUGGAACGCACUCCCAGACUCAGUUGUAUCCUCUCCUACCUUGGAUGUUUUCAAAAAACGAUUAGAUGUUGCUCUUAGCUCCCAACAUUUUGUUACCUAAACUCCCCUACUGUGGAUUACGCCAAGGAUGCAUUACAACAGGAUUUAUGUAUCAAACGGAUCUAAGUGAGCGACCAUAUUUUACUUUGCUCACUCUUUACCUCAAUGAUCACUGCACCCCAGUGUCUUUCUGAACGUUUACGCUCGAUAAUUUAUUUUAAUUUUACACUGAUGUUACUUAUCAAACUAUUCAUCUCGGCAGACGUUCGGUAGAUGACCCAGACAUAUUUUGAUUUCAUCAUAUUCACCUCAACCAUCCUACGGGACGUGUCAAGCACUUGCUUUUAUCCCGUGAUAAAUCAUUGUUCAUUGUUCAUUGU
Messenger RNA from Dicrocoelium dendriticum, 5331 nucleotides. The record is from the annotation of a GenBank genome assembly. Lineage: Eukaryota; Metazoa; Platyhelminthes; Trematoda; Plagiorchiida; Dicrocoeliidae.